Messenger RNA from Fopius arisanus, 4318 nucleotides. Its product is annotated as guanylate cyclase 32E. NCBI's taxonomy places the organism in Eukaryota, Metazoa, Arthropoda, Insecta, Hymenoptera, Braconidae. The record is from RefSeq and is a predicted model, not a curated record. The coding region runs from base 199 to 3768 and encodes 1189 amino acids. The transcript is spliced from 14 exons. Gene Ontology annotation, biological process: receptor guanylyl cyclase signaling pathway; intracellular signal transduction; cGMP biosynthetic process. Gene Ontology annotation, cellular component: plasma membrane. Gene Ontology annotation, molecular function: guanylate cyclase activity; peptide receptor activity; protein kinase activity.
CAAAAAAUUUACAAUAUUAAGACGAUUUAUAUUCACAUGUUGCCAUGUUGCCAGGUUGAAAAAAAAAAUAUUGUUAUAUAAUGAAAUAUUCAACGAGGCAAAAUAUUGAAACGAGAGCACGGAGUGUUAUUCAUAAAUAUCAUUUUUCGGCCGGAAAAUAAAAAUCAUCAGGACAAAUUGUUAGAUUUUCCCGCGGUUAUGCGACUGAUUAACGUGAAAAGGGCGUGUCUCCUGGUGAUAUCAAUCUACGGAUUGGUUAAUGCUGAUACAUUUACAUUGGGAUAUAUCACUGGGUCAAAACGGCGAAUGGGGGAUCUAGAGUACCAGAGACCUGGAUACCGGAUUUCAGGGGCUAUAAAUCUCGCUGUCGAAGAGGUGAACGCCGGGGAGCUCAAGAAACUAGGACACAAACUCGAUUUCAUCGUGGCAGAGACAUAUGGAGAAGAAGACACGAGUAUUCUGGUGACCGCUGAUCUCUGGACAAAAAAUAUCAGUGGUUAUAUAGGGCCCCAAGAAACGUGUGUACACGAGGGCAAAAUGGCAGCUGCAUUCAAUUUACCAAUGAUUUCUUACUUUUGCACACAUCACGAAAGCUCAAAUAAUGCAGAGUUUCCAACAUUCGCCAGGACACGUCCACCCGACACGCAGAUAUCGAAAUCCGUUGUUGCGGUACUUUUGGCAUUCAACUGGACAAAAGUCACCUUAAUGUACAUGAACUCGACAUUAUUUGAAUUCAACAAUAAGAUGUCAAGUGUCGCCAGUACAAUUCUCCGAUCAUUUCGCUCCUCCGGGAUAUCUGUCACCUACGAGAGAUGUUGGGCCGAGCCCUACCUCGUGACACACAUGAAUAAUCCAUUUCAUCAUCUUGUCGAGACAUCAUUCCGAGAGACUCGAAUUUAUGUUGUACUCGGUAACUACGACGAGCACAUGGGACUGCUGAUGGCACUCGAUCAGAAAAAUUUAUUGAAUAAUGGUGAAUACUGGGUGGUGGGUGUGGAUAUAGAGCAGUACGACGAGGAUCAUCCCUCAAAAUAUCUUAGAGGACUUCUUCAAGAGCACGCAAACCCUUCCCUCCUUCGGGCCCAUCGCAGCUACUUCAGCAUUGUGGCAUCUCCUCCGAGGAUCUCCAAGAAUUUCACACAAAUAAUAAACCAAUACCGGGGCAAACCCCCAUUCAACUUCACAAAUCCCCUAGCAACCCUCGGUGGUCUAGUCAAGAUCGUACCGGAGACGGCAUACCUCUACGAUGCAGUACAUCUUUAUGCGAGAGCAUUACUCAGUGCUCUCAGAGAGGGACGAGACCCCAGGGAUGGGAGGAAAAUGGUUGAGAGACUGUAUGGUGUUCACUAUCGCAGUGCUAUGGGAUACAUGGUGUACAUGGAUGAGAACGGCGAUGCAGAGGGUAACUAUACGCUCAUUGCCCUGGGAAAUAAUCCCAUAGAAGGUCACGGUCUCUACCCCAUAGGACACUUUAUCGGUAAAGAGGAAUCGUCCAAUUUGCCAAAGUUACAUCUUAUGAGAGACAUAACUUGGAUCGCCGGGGCUCCACCCAUUGCUGAACCACUUUGCGGAUAUCACGGGGAAAAAUGUUAUUCGCACACGGGUGAGAUUGUCGGGGGAAUUGCCGGUGGAAUAUUCCUAAUUCUCAUAGCAAUUGUCCUGGUGCUGUACAGAAAUUGGAGAUACGAGCAGGAGUUGGAUUCGCUCCUGUGGAAGGUCAAUUACAAAGAUAUACAGAUCAAGGAGAGUAGAGACGAGGGUAAUGUUAGUGAGCCCACGCAGAAGCCAAAUACCAAGCCAGUGGUGAGGACCAGUCAGGUAUCCCUCAGUUCAAAUCCAGACGCGGAUUUUCGUUAUUCCAUGAUCUAUACGCAAAUUGGAUUCUACCGUGGCAGAAUGUUUGCUAUAAAAAAUGUUGGAAAGAAAUCCAUUGAAAUCACUAGGCAAAUGAAGAAGGAGCUCAAAGUGAUGAGAGAUUUGAGGCACGACAACCUGAACGCUUUCAUCGGGGCCUGCACAGAUCCCCCCAAAAUCUGCAUAGUUGUGGAAUACUGUGCAAGAGGAAGCCUCAAAGACAUUAUAGAAAAUGACGACAUGAAGUUGGACAACAUGUUCAUGGCAUCACUAGUCGGCGACAUCAUCAGAGGGAUGAUGUACCUCCACGAAUCUGUAAUUAGGUACCACGGAAAUCUCACCACUUCAAAUUGUCUAGUCGAUUCCCGAUGGGUUGUUAAAAUUGCUGAUUUCGGAUUACGGGAGUUCAAGAGGGACGCCGACUACGAACCUCAAGAUGUUGCCAAAAAAUACCAAAAUCUGCUGUACCGUGCGCCCGAGCUGCUACGACCCCGUGCAUCUCCGCCGCUAACCCGUGAUUACCAGAAAGGUGACACGUACUCAUUCUCCCUAGUUCUCUACGAACUCCACGGUCGGCAAGGUCCCUUCGGCCCAACCGCCUCACCACCCACUCAUCUCCUCACCCAGAUAUGCAAUCCAAUCCCCUCACUGCCACCCCUCCGACCGCCACUGGAGCACCUGGAGAACUGUUUCGACUUUGUCCGUGACUGCCUCGAGGAGUGCUGGUCGGAAGAGCCAGAACUCCGUCCAGACUUCAAGACAAUCAGAAAUAAAUUACGACAAUUACGCAAAGGCAUGAAGCCCAACAUCUUCGACAACAUGAUGGCAAUGAUGGAAAAAUACGCCAACAACCUGGAGGCCCUGGUCGAUGAGCGAACAGAUCAGCUGACAGAGGAGAAGAAAAAAACCGAUGCACUACUGUACGAGAUGUUACCAAAGUACGUGGCCGAACAGCUGAAGAAGGGCCACAAGGUGCAGGCCGAGGGUUUCGAUUGCGUUACAAUCUACUUUUCGGACAUAGUUGGCUUCACCCACAUGUCUGCUGAAAGCACACCCCUGGAAGUGGUCGACCUGUUGAACGAUCUCUACACGUGUUUCGACGCAACAAUCGAGAACUACGACGUAUACAAGGUGGAGACCAUUGGUGACGCGUACAUGGUAGUCAGCGGUCUGCCAAUUAGAAACGGAAUACAGCAUGCUGGUGAGAUCGCCAGUAUGUCACUCUGUUUACUUGAUAAAAUCAAGGAGUUCAGCAUCAGGCAUCGACCAUUCGAUAAGCUACAGCUGAGAAUUGGCAUUCACUCUGGACCAGUGUGUGCUGGGGUCGUUGGCUUGAAGAUGCCGAGAUAUUGUCUCUUCGGAGACACUGUAAAUACCGCGAGCAGGAUGGAAUCAACAGGACUGCCCCUGAAGAUUCACUGCAGCAACGAGACAAAGUUACUUCUAGAUGAAAUCGGUGGAUUUCAUCUGGAGGAGCGAGGGCUAGUUGAGAUGAAGGGAAAGGGCGAGCGUGUUACUUAUUGGCUGUAUGGUGAGGAUAGAAAGAGAAUGGACCAACAGGAUAGAGCACUUGUGCCUAAGAGCUCUCUCAAGAGCAAACCCAUCAGGAUGAGCUUUCUCAGGUGUUCAAGCGAGUCGCCCAAGAGACUGAGAUUUGCCAGUUCUGAUCAAUUGGAUCAGAGCAAAGGGAAAAUCAUCAACUUUGGUGAGUGGAGCCCGUGCAAGGGCUGCAUGGAAGGGUCUAGAUCAUCGAGCAGCUCCUGCCCUUGUGUUGAGAAAUUGGAAUUCGGGGUGGGAUGUUUCGAUGGCAGUGAAGUGACACAAAUAUGCAAAUCAGUUCCGGUGAGUCCUCGCUAUAUUGUCAAGGGAAGAUUUAUCGAAGGGAUGGCUGGAGAAGCUACACCUCUCAUAUAAAAUUGUAAUCGUAAUUCCAUAUUCAAUCACUUGCAAUCGUUCAAAAUCAUUUGAAAUCAUGAUCAAAUAGUACCCAAUGCUGUCUCGGAGUAUUAGAUGAGAGCGGAUGAUGGCAGUGAUAAUCAUCAUCAAAUUAAUUGUAUUAAAAACCCAUUGCGAUGAACUAGCAGUAGUAUUAACUAUUAGACUAAUCAUUAAUUUGAUUAUUUCAUAAUGACAAUCAGAAGGCUCGUGUCUUGUGGAGCAAUUUUUCUAGUCAUUAGUCUGCUGAUGAAUUUUAUCAGCAAUUCACAAUAUUAUCAAUAUAUUCGUCGGUACUUAAUUGCCAGUAUUGAAAGGAAAAAAAUAUAAAACGCAGGAUUAAUGUUAAGAUCAACACCGCCAACGAUUGAUCGAGGAUAUCGAUAUGCUUAUCGCUUAAUCGUUAUUAAUUAUCAAAUUAGAUAGAUAUCUCGAGUGUCGAGUGAUCGGAAUCUAUGGAGUGGUUAAAAAAACAAGCUGUCGACAAUGGUCUAGGAAUAGUUAUAUUCCACAUUCCUGAUUAAUAAAU